GGUGUUAAAUAAAGUGUAGUGGCUGGUGGUGGAUGGGCCGCCUCCCCCCACUUACACUUCCACGCGUUGUUCAGCCGCAGCUCGUGAUAAGGUUUUCUUUCUUUAGUUUUGUUUAUUUUUUAGCAUUGAAUAUAAUGUCUUGGUACCCCAAUGAAACAGGAUGCAAGAACUUGGUAACAAAACAGGGUGAACCUCCUGGGGACACUAAAAAAGAAGUUGUCUGUUGUAUGACUACUAAAGCUGAAAAACCCACGCUCCAGGGGCAGCGCAUAAAGACUCGAAAGAGAGAUGAGAAAGCGAAAUACGACCCUGUGGGGUUUCGUGAUGCAAUUUUACAGGGUCUCAUUGACGCUGGCUCAGAUUUAGAAGCUGUCAACAAAUACCUUGACCAGGCCGGAUCUAAGCUUAAAUAUCGCACUUACGGAGAAACACUUUUCGACAUUUUAAUUGCUGGUGGCAUCCUCACUCCAGGUGGAGGAAUCUCUGAGGAUGGGAUCGACAGUGGUCCAGUCCGCACAAACAUGUGCGUGUUUGGGGCACCAGAUGACUCUUACGAGACAUUACGUGGUUAUGCAGUGGUGUUCACCAGGCUGAUGAGGCGCUACAAAUAUCUGGAAAAGAUGUUCUAUGAAGAGAUGAAAAAGGUCCUCGUUUACCUGAAGGGGUUCGGAGAAGGUGACCGCAUCCGCUUGGCACGCUGUGUUGCUAUUUGGACUAGCGACUCCCUGCUUGAUCCUAAGGUGCUAGCUACUUUGUUACAGGAUCACCUGGUAAAGGAUGGCCUUGCUGCAGAUUUUAUUUGUGAGGUACUCUUAACUGCUAAGAACCUCAAGGACCUUAAUACAGUGCGAUCUUUGCUUCGCAAAGCUGGAUUAGAUUCGAGGUUGAUGGAGUUCUUGCAGGCCAACAAACGAACUGAUGAGAAUUUCAAGAACCUGUUUCAGCAGAAAGGCCUUGAAGAGAUACUUGGUAUCUACAAGAAUUUGGAAAAAGAAACUAGCCUGAAAGAGCUUCAGAUUUAUCUGAGCCAGCAGGUCAACGAGGGUGCUAGUGUCAAGGACAUUAUAGUAGGUGUGCAGGAGAUUGCAAAAAAGAACAGCAUCCAGGAGCCUCAGAUAGUUUCUGCUAUUUGGUCAAGUGUAAUGGAUGCAGUGGAAUGGAACAAAAAGGAGGAGCUAGUAGCUGAUCAAGCACUGAAGCAUUUACGUGUGUAUGCUCCUUUGUUUGCUGCAAACACAAAAACAGACCGUGCAGAGCUCACCUUGCUGGUUAAAGUUCAAGAGUUCUGUUAUGACAACAUGAACUUCAUGAAGGUGUUCCAAAAAAUAGUCAUCCUCUUCUACAAAUCGGAAGUCUUGUCAGAAGAAGUGAUUCUCAAGUGGUACAAGGAUGGUCAUGCAACCAAAGGAAAGUCUAUAUUCCUGGAUCAGUUAAAGAAGUUUGUAGAAUGGCUACAAAAUGCUGAAGAAGAGUCUGAAGAGUCCGGUGAAGAGGAGGAGGACUGAGCCUUGUGCCUAUAAAAUUCAGGACUUCGGCACAGCCAAUGUUCCAACUUUGCUGCCAAUCACUGAGGAGUCAUCUCUGUUGUAAUCAGUAAUGAGGCGCCUCCCAAGCAGAGUAUUUGCCAUAUCGCCUAGCGCCUUUGUUUCCAGCGGCUCCAGUCAAGCCCACACAAGCUCUUAAAACUUUUUUUAUAUAAAUUCCCCAAGAGGAUCCGAGAGCAGCAUCGGCCCUCCAUCUCAAUACUGCCGCUACAAAUGCUUCGUUCAUCUUCUAGUACAAAACCAUUGCUCCUCUCUUGUGACCAUCCAUGUUGGAGUGAUUGUAAAGUUUCUGGGGCCUUGCUGUGACAUACUUGUGACCAGUUUUGAGGGAUCUGCCCUUGCAGCUCGGCUUGAGGCCAGGCUUCCUUGUUGAUUGCUUGGUCAACCAGGCUGUUGCAGCUAGUGGCCCACAGGCCAACAGCCAUCAGUCUGGCUGAUUUGGUCCAGUUUCCUUGCUUGGUCAUUGGCGUGGAAUUGAGGACAGUGCUCUUUCUCAUCCUAGUUUUAUUUGAUUGCAUUUUAAAAUAUUGGUUUACAUGUCCAGUUUUCAGCUACUGGCCACUCUAAUUAUUAUGAUUUUAAAAGAAAAUUGUAUAGUACUGGAUAGGCAUUGUUGAAUUGUGUAAUAUACUUUCAGUGGUGUGUGUGCGUGUGUGUGUUUGUGUUGAGAAUCAGUUACAGUUUUGCAUUCAUUUUCUUGAAGGAUUUGAGUGUGUAAGGAUGAAAUGUCAUUAUCUUUUUUUUUCAUAGGAUGCACUAGCUUGCUCGAUAAGUUUUCUGAUAUUCCAUGUUGUAGUACUUGGUCUUGUAAAGUGAUCAAGUGUUUAGCAUGAAAAUGUUCAAUGAGAAUGAAAAAUAACUGAUUCUUUUUACUUUUUUAUAGAAGGGGGAUCUUCCCCACUUGCCCAUGGUAAUUCUUUAUUUUAUAAUCCUUAUUGUAGGUGUGGGACAAUGUUUUUUUGAUAAAUAAAAGCAUUAAAAACA
Molecule: messenger RNA, 2528 nt
Organism: Cherax quadricarinatus
Lineage: Eukaryota; Metazoa; Arthropoda; Malacostraca; Decapoda; Parastacidae
Gene: kra
Product: basic leucine zipper and W2 domain-containing protein kra
Cellular component (GO): membrane; cytoplasm
Molecular function (GO): protein binding
Source: RefSeq, a predicted model, not a curated record